This is a messenger RNA of Pterocles gutturalis (yellow-throated sandgrouse), 456 nucleotides long. Its product is annotated as cornifin-B-like. The transcript has a single exon. NCBI's taxonomy places the organism in Eukaryota, Metazoa, Chordata, Aves, Pterocliformes, Pteroclidae. Bases 1 to 456 code for a protein of 151 amino acids. The record is from RefSeq and is a predicted model, not a curated record.
AUGGCUUAUUAUGGGUAUCAAUACAAGCAGCAGUGCUAUAUCCCCAACGGAGCGAAGUGUGCCACACCAGUCCCCAGGCAGUGCCACAACCCCAGCGCAGUGAAAUCCGUGUCGUACACACCGUGCGCUUCCAAAGGCACCAAGCUGUGCACAGUGAGGAAGACCCUGCAGAGCAGCCCCAAGUGCUCCACACCGUGUUUGCCCCGCUGUGUUGAGACACGGAUUGCGGAAGGUCCCUCUUCCUCCUGUAUCCCCAGGGCUCCUGCUCCGUGCACCCUGGCGUUCCCUCAGCCCCACGUGCAGGGCAGGGGACAUCUCUGCAUGCCACACUGCAUCCAGCCGGGCAUUACGAGGUGCCCUCAGCUCUGCGCUCCAGCUCAUGUGUACCAUCACAGCUCAUAUCCUUGUUCAUACCAGUGGUCCAACAGCUACCAGUACAACUAUGGGCCACAAUGA